Aspergillus campestris IBT 28561 is the source of this 1942-nucleotide messenger RNA. RefSeq lists its product as uncharacterized. Lineage: Eukaryota; Fungi; Ascomycota; Eurotiomycetes; Eurotiales; Aspergillaceae. The record is from RefSeq and is a predicted model, not a curated record. The transcript has 3 exons. The coding region runs from base 1 to 1914 and encodes 637 amino acids.
AUGACUACUCCAGACAACCCACUGAUCCCCCCAUGCAUGCCCACCGAGAUCGCAUACGCCUCAAUUUCGCAGUCGCUCGAGCCAGCCCUACAGGGAUGCUCAUCGCCCGGCAGGCCCACCAGACUGAGGCGAGUACACCAGUCAUCAACGGAUGAAGAGCCUUUGAACAGUCCAGACGGCCUUAUAGAAGAAGAUCUCAGAGCAGGAGGCCCUCACCUCUGCGAGUCCCCCUGCCACACUUUCAACUUGGUCCCCCGAGAUCACCCCCACUACGCAUUCAUUGUAGGAGAUCGAGGGAAACGACUCGUUUCGGAGCUCACUCCUAUUUGCCAGAAUGCUGGAAUCAACCUCUUGGAAACUCGGCUCUGUGGUCGUCGAUGCGCGUUCGAAACCAACGCACAACCCGCUCUGACCUUCCUUGUACUGGACCUACGACCGGACGUGUCUGAGAGAGGAUGGAUCCCUCUUGCGAGAAGCUUGCGCCAUUGCCUCCAGAGCAAAGGCCUCGGUGACAUAAAAGUUGAAAUUACGAACACUGACUUCUUUCAGCGGGCGCACAUCUUCCCAUGUAAGCCCUAUGACAACAUCUUCCACGUCUGGGAGGACGUGGCCACGGAGAUCAUGGGGGCGAUCGAUCUGGCCGGGGUUUGCACCAUUGGGUGCUUCCGGGUCGGCGUGAGCUCCCGUCGCAAGGAGUGUCCGCCCACCGUGCUAUUCGGGGUCGACCGCGAUACUCGGAGGGACUGGAAGGUAGUCCGCGAGGCAGCCGUGCGGGUGUUGGAUGAGCGUGGAUUGACCGAUGUGGCUGUUCUGAUCCGCAAGGACGCCGGUUUUAGAACAGUUGAUGACGAAAAUUCAUGGGAGGCACUGGCAGAUACUAUCAAGCGCUGUACGAAGCAUGCGAGCGUGGGGUCUAGCGUUAAACUUCAUGGUACUGUGGACGAUGGACGCGGCACGCUCGGCGGGUGGCUUGAGUUGAAGCAUCGUGAGGGUGGGGAUUGGGUCCCGUUCGCGAUCACUUGUUCCUCUUGUCUAUUUCCACAGGGGCAUGGUCUCUCUGGGCCUGACUGUCAAGUGGUUCAAGCCUGGAAACACACUGGCGUCCCUGUGGCAGAUGAAACGGCCGCGCGGCUCUUGAACGUUGACUCUCCAAGUCAGCGUGACCUACGGGAUGCAAUUCAGGAGCUUACUGAAGACAUUAGCAAGCUCAAGGAGGACACCACAUACCGCAAAGUUGAGGACGCCAAGUCGCGCGAUGAAUCUGUGACACCAUCGGAUAUGGCCGAGUGGAAGAUAAUAGCCGACAUCAUUGCAUCCCAGAGCAAGCAACUGAGCGUCGCCUCUGAGUUCCUGCGUGACAGUCACCACACACUUGGCACUGUGUUCGCUUCGUCUAGACAUCAGGAGGUCCCAGCCAAGAGAAACCCAAGCGAACUCUCGAUCCGCGAUUGGGCUUUGAUCAGAGAUAGAGAGGGUCGCUGUCCGCAGGUGAACACCCUCAACGUCCAGGGUCUGCUAUACCCCCAACUACACUGUCUUAGGCCCGAUAUGCCUCCCCUCAAUAGAAAGCUACACAAAGUCGGCCGGAGCACUGGCUUUACGAGUGCCAGGUACGCAGGCCUAAGAGUGGCCCACAUCGUGAGGAGGGUCGUUGACGACCAGCUCAGAGCCUUGCCAGCAUGGGUGCAUGCCUUCGCGGCGUCUUGGAGUAGAUACGUGGUGGGUAGAUACGUGGUAGCGGCAGGCGAUUCUGGGUCUCUUGUUUUUGACCACAUCGGUUUCGUGGUUGGAUUGUUGGUUGGGGGUUCUUUCACUGGAGACGUAGGGUAUUUCACCCACAUUUCGGACCUCGUCGAGCAUAUCAAGAUGGUGACUGGGGCUGUUGAUGUUCGGCUUCGUGGAUCGAUAGUGUAGUCUGGUUUCUUCAAGGAUUUUAGCAUGC